ACGCUUGUUUGCCGCAUUGCAUUGUGGUAAUUGUAGUCUAUUUGUGCGCUUCCUUUGUCGGCGUCGUUUCUGCUGCGCUCAACUACUCCAGCACUAUUAUGUGUGCAGACAACACAGAAGAUGGAAACGGCGGAAACAAGAGGACGCCGUGUCCGUUACACGGCUGUAAGCGGGUGUACACAGACUUGGCCGCUCUGGAAACCCACAUCAAGGAGCAUGGGAUCUCAGCUCAGUCCCUUCCUGGAAAGGUCUUACUGUGCUCCACUGUUGGCUGUGAUGGUUCCUUCCCAAACAUGCAGAAACUGAUGGAACAUAUGAGGCAUCAUCACAAGCCCAACAUAUUCUUCCUGUGUGAGAGCUGUCGCACAAAGUUGCGUUCCUACCGUGGCCUCCUGACUCACCUGCACACCUGUUCCAAAAUGCCACGGGGCAAAACAAAGUCUACUGAACCUAUGGCCCCUCCGACUACUGCUGUGACCAACCCAAACAUUACCCCCAUGUUGAUGGACCAGAACCCCCCACUGCUGGAUUCGGUAUCUACACCCCAGGAACUAUCCUUACAAAUCCUAAACCCAGAAGGUUCCUUCCCUGCGGCUGUCCCUGUGCCAGACUCUGCUGAACCGCCUCUCCUUGGUCCCCCCUUCUUGUCUAACCCAGAGAUUUCCCCUCCCCAGCUUGCUCCUCAGCAGGUAACAGAGGUAGCUCCCCAGCCUCAGCUCAAGAAAGUUGCUGUGCCUCAUUCUCUAAAUAUAGUUGGCCCGUCAGCAGCUCCUGACCUGGCAGAUAACCAGGGUCAGCACCAGACACAGACCAGGUCUCCUGGAUCAGCUCCUCACUCUCCGCCUGGGUCUUCAGCUGUCUGGAAAAAGAAUCAAGGUAUGGCCUGCAACAGACGUAUACUCUGGGAGCACACUAAAGGCCGUUACACAUGUGUGCAGUGUGGCCAUUCAGUAACCAACCGUAAGGAAAUGACUCAACACAUCAACACUCAUCACAGCGGUCACAAACCUGCAGAAGACACAGGGAGCUCUGCCACUUGCACGUAGUGUGGAAGCAGAACGACUAAUUUAAAUUGGGAAGCAAGUGUUGUCCUUUUGAUGUCCUCUCAAACUCAUCCUCUGUUGAUUGAUUUUUUUGGAGGGGUAUCCAUAUUGUCCUCACAUUUGAAAAUACUUCUUACCUUGAUGGGUCCUUUCCACUAUUUUUCCACUUUCAGUGGCAUGCUGUAGUAGAAUAAUGUCAUUCAUUCAAUGUAAAUAAGUUGCUGGAAUUUGAUGCUGUAAAUUCCAGAUGAACUGAAUUUGUGUUUAAAGGCUCAAACACUGAAAGAGACCACUGUGCGUGUUUUUGUAGUACACCCACUUUUUCAAAUGGCCAAAAGUACACAAGUGUUUCAAGCAUCAAUUCUUACUUUUAGUCAUACAUUAAUAGUACAUACAACAUACAGGUCUUUGAAUCAACAUUAUGGUUUAUUGUGUAAGGUCAGUGUUUGGUCUGGACCUAAAGAUUGUUACUGCAUUGAAGAACAUGUAACUGUAUAAAAUAGUCACUGCUAUAAUAAUCGUGGUCCCACUCAGAAGGUCGUGCAUUUAUGUACUGUAGCAGAUGGAUCAGUACUUCUUAGGAGAGCUGGCCACUGUAGUUAAUCAAAUUUUACCCAAACAGGACAAUGAGUUUUCCAUUUGCAGCAGUGAAUUUAUUCAGAUGUGGUUCUCUAUAGAUUAUUUUCUCUAAAUUCUUAUUAGAGUGUUGUACUGAGUUACAAUGAAUAUAGAACACAGUGUUGCGCGCAGACGUUAGUAACAGUUUUUGAAAAAUAGUACAGUUCUCUGGCACAGUGGAAGAUGUCACAGUAGAUCAGGGUUUGAUAUACACACGCUAGUUUGUAAAAACAUUCACUAACAACUUGGUCUAUUGACAGUUGCGUCAAACUUGCCACCAGUGCCAGCCAGCCUUUUAGAUGCUAUACUUUGCCUUUGUGCCGCAUCCUUUUUCCUUGUUUACAGGUGCAUGUACCAUUACCAUGCACUUCUCAAAGUAGAAAACCCUUAACAAGAAAGACAAGGUAAAAAAAAAAAAAAGCUGUUUUUAUUUGAGUCAGAAUAAGUUUAUACAAGCACUUGAUUUUUCAGUGCCAAGAGAUUUUGGUCAGAUCAGGCUAUUCACCGUGCCUCGGUUCAUCUAAACAUGCUCCUGAUUAACAACCAUCUCUGACUCUUAUUCUGUCCAUUUCAUUAGCAUUACAUGCCCACCAGGCAGUGAGCUUAACAAUAAUUAACACAUCAAGACAAUACCACAUGACAAGAGGUCCCACUUGAUCAUUAAAAUGUAUUAUUAGACAUUAUCACAUGCAGAUUGAAGUGCUGUUCCUAAUCCCAUCACAUGGAUGUCACUGUCAACAAAUAAUCUAUGUAUGCAUUUAUUAAAAAGCACGGGGGGGGCCUUUCACAAUGGUAUGUCAUAACAUUAUUCAGACUUUUUUUUUUCAAUUUUUGUACAUGUGGGUUUUAAGAAGAAAAUGCUUUUAUGCCCCAUCUCAUCGUCUCAUGUAGUUUCAUUCUGUACAUUUGUUAAUAAAUCAAAAUCUGCUGGAAAUCAACUGGAAAUUAAUGCGCUUUUAUUUUUCAUGUGAUGGCAGGUUUAGAGGG
Molecule: messenger RNA, 2648 nt
Organism: Acanthopagrus latus (yellowfin seabream)
Lineage: Eukaryota; Metazoa; Chordata; Actinopteri; Spariformes; Sparidae
Gene: znf414
Product: zinc finger protein 414
Exons: 5
Coding region: 99-1046 (315 amino acids)
Source: RefSeq, a predicted model, not a curated record